AACCUAUUUCUGACGUAUUUCAAUGUUUGCUUGCCUUUUAACGUUUACAUCAGCUUUACAUACAUAAUUCACCAGUGUUUGGAACUUGAACUAGAAGCUCACCUUGAAGAUGCAGAUCAAGUGCAUGUUGCUACUGGUAGUCGGAACUGUGCUGGUGACGUCACAAAUAGCCCCGGUGCUGCCCGUCGACGAGACGGCCAUUGCGUGCCAGGAGCCAAUGGUUGCGGGCCCGUGCAAGGGCUUCUUCCCGCGUUUUUUCUACAACACGGACGAGGGGCUGUGCCAGAAGUUCGUGUACGGUGGUUGCCAAGGCAACAGCAACAACUUCAUGACUCAGGAAGAUUGUGAGCAGCGCUGUAUCCAGGCAACCACACCCACAAAAUGACAAUGCUCGUCCAUUUUACAAAUGUUAUGUUUGAACGUGUUCAGCUUACAAAUAAAUAAUACAGAAUA
Messenger RNA from Mya arenaria, 453 nucleotides. Its product is annotated as PI-actitoxin-Aeq3b-like. NCBI's taxonomy places the organism in Eukaryota, Metazoa, Mollusca, Bivalvia, Myida, Myidae. The record is from RefSeq and is a predicted model, not a curated record. Gene Ontology annotation, molecular function: serine-type endopeptidase inhibitor activity. The coding region runs from base 110 to 385 and encodes 91 amino acids. The transcript is spliced from 3 exons.